AUGUCAGUUGAGGUUGACUGUACAGCAAACUCAAACACCUGUAAUAAGUACGGAGUCAGCGGAUAUCCCACCUUGAAGAUUUUUCGAGAUGGAGAAGAGGCAGGAACUUAUGAUGGGCCCAGGACAGCAGAUGGGAUUGUCAGUCAUCUCAAGAAACAGGCGGGACCUGCUUCAGUGGCUCUCAAUUCUGUGGCUGAUUUUGAGAAAUUCAUUGGUGAUAAAGAUGCUUCUGUAGUGGGCUUCUUUGGAGAUGCAUCUGGUGAUGCUUAUUCAGAAUUCAUGAAAGCCGCCAACAACCUAAGAGAUAACUACCGUUUUGCACAUACCAGUGAGGACCAAUUGGUGCAGAAGUAUGAGGAAGAUGGAGAGGGUAUUGUCUUAUUCCGUCCUCCGCGCCUGACAAACAAGUUUGAGGACAGCUCUGUCAAGUACACAGAAGACAAAAUCACCAGUGGAAAGAUCAAGAAAUUUAUCCAGGAGAACAUCUUUGGCAUCUGCCCACACAUGACUGAAGACAACAAAGACUUGAUCCAGGGGAAGGACUUGCUGGUGGCAUACUAUGAUGUGGACUAUGAGAAGAACGCCAAGGGCUCCAACUACUGGCGGAACAGAGUUAUGAUGAUUGCAAAGAAGUUCUUAGAUGCUGGCCACAAGCUGUCUUUUGCUGUUGCGAGUCGGAAAACCUUUGGUCAUGAGCUUUCGGAGUUUGGCCUAGACAGCAGUGUGGGUGAGGCUCCGGUGGUUGCCAUCAGAACCGCGAAAGGAGAUAAAUACGUCAUGCAGGAAGAAUUCUCGCGUGAUGGAAAGGCUCUGGAGAGAUUCCUGCAGGAUUACUUCGAUGGGAACUUGAAAAAGUAUCUGAAAUCAGAGCCUAUCCCUGAAAGCAACGAUGGCCCUGUGAAGGUGGUGGUUGCUGAGAACUUUGAUGAAAUCGUUAAUGCAGAAGACAAAGAUGUCCUGAUAGAGUUUUACGCACCCUGGUGUGGCCAUUGCAAGAAUCUGGAGCCCAAAUACAAAGAAUUGGGGGAGAAGCUCAGUAAAGACCCCAAUAUUGUCAUUGCCAAAAUGGACGCUACAGCCAAUGAUGUGCCUUCUCCGUAUGAAGUCAGAGGCUUCCCCACCAUCUAUUUUGCUCCAGCUGGCAAGAAGCAGAGUCCAAAGAAGUAUGAGGGUGGCAGGGAAGUGAGUGACUUCGUUAGCUACUUGAAGCGGGAGGCAACCAACACUCCCGUGCUGCAGGAGGAAGAUAAAACCAAGAAAUCCAAGAAGAAGGUGAAGGAGGAUUUGUAAAGCACCCACUCGCCAUCCUGUCGGGAUGAGCUCUGUGUGAAUUGGGGAAGCACUGGGCAGACUGGGGCCAGUUCUGGGUUGUGAAGAGCCAGUGACCACGUGGGCUGAGGGGACCCAGCUGCUGUAUCUAGUUCUGUUUAAUUUCCCGCCGUCUCUUAGCUGCACUGUUGUGGGGCUCCCCAGGCUGGUUUGUUUUGUGGUUUGGGAGGGG
Molecule: messenger RNA, 1501 nt
Organism: Egretta garzetta (little egret)
Lineage: Eukaryota; Metazoa; Chordata; Aves; Pelecaniformes; Ardeidae
Gene: PDIA3
Product: protein disulfide isomerase family A member 3
Exons: 12
Coding region: 1-1290 (429 amino acids)
Biological process (GO): response to endoplasmic reticulum stress; protein folding
Cellular component (GO): endoplasmic reticulum; cell surface
Molecular function (GO): protein disulfide isomerase activity
Source: RefSeq, a predicted model, not a curated record